Coniosporium apollinis CBS 100218 is the source of this 1356-nucleotide messenger RNA. RefSeq lists its product as uncharacterized. The record is from RefSeq and is a predicted model, not a curated record. The coding region runs from base 1 to 1356 and encodes 451 amino acids. Lineage: Eukaryota; Fungi; Ascomycota; Dothideomycetes. Gene Ontology annotation, biological process: rRNA base methylation. Gene Ontology annotation, cellular component: nucleus. The transcript is spliced from 5 exons. Gene Ontology annotation, molecular function: 23S rRNA (adenine(1618)-N(6))-methyltransferase activity.
AUGACCACCACCUUCAAACCCCCAAACUAUGACGACGACAUCGAUUUUGCCGCCCUCGCUCUCCAGGAUGCCGAAUUCGCGAAAGUGCUCGACCCAAAGGGCCAUAUAGAUUUUCACAAUCCACAAGCCGUGAAACAGUUGACGAAAAGCCUCCUGAAACGUGAUUUCGACCUGAGGGUUGAGCUGCCGGAUAAUCGGCUUUGUCCACCUAUCAACCAACACUCCCCUUCUAGCUACAACUACGUCCGUUGGAUCCAAGACCUCCUCGACACAACCAGCGAGACGUAUUCCGACCAACAUGACCCUAAGCGUCAAGUCAUCGGCCUCGACAUCGGCACCGGCGCCUCCGCGAUCUACAUCCUCCUCCUUCUGCAGACCCGGCCCACCUACCGCACAUGCGCCACCGACAUCGACGCCAUCUCCCUAGCUUCCGCAAGGGUGAACAUCGAAGCGAACAACCUCGCCCCCCGGUGCCGCCUGCUCCAUACUCAAGCUUCGGACCCGUUGGUCCCGCUUGACGCGCUCAAGGUCGAGCGCCUCGACUUCACGAUCUGCAACCCGCCCUUCUACGCCAGCGAGCAGGAGAUGCGAGACGCAUUCCACGGAACGGGGAAGCGCGCGAAGCCGUCAGCCGUCUGCACAGGCGCGGAAGUCGAGAUGAUAUACGCACCUCCUACCGCACCCUCCUCUUCCUCACCAUCAACGUCCCAGAACAUCGGCGGCGACGCCGGUUUCGUACUCCGCAUGAUCGAGGAGAGCAGGAUGCUGCAGGAAAAAGUGCAGUGGUACAGCAGCAUGCUGGGCAAGCUGUCCUCUGUGAACGUGGUCGUGAAGAGGCUCAAGGAGGUCGGAGUCGGGAACUGGGCCGUUGCGUGCCUCAGGGCGGGGCAGAAGACGCGGCGGUGGGCUGUUGCGUGGAGUUGGGGGGACAUGAGGCCGAGGAAUGAUGUCGCGAGGAGGGAUAUGAGCAUCAAGGACGUGCUGCCAUUCCCGACGGAAUAUGUCAUUGCGGUCGAAGGGGAUGGGAAGGCUGUGGCGGUGACUAUUAACGAAGCGCUCAACGCGUUGGAUCUGCGCUGGAUGUGGAGAGAGAACCUCAUGGCUGGUGUAGGGCUGGCGAGGGAGAACGUGUGGUCGCGCUCUGCCCGGCGCAAGAAGAAGAGACUGGAAGUGGCCGAUGAGAAGACCGAAGAGGACAUGGACAUGGAGAGCGACGUGGAUGAGGAAGUGGCGCUUGGCUUCAAGAUCAGCGUGCAAAAGGAUGCGGUGGUUGUCCGGUGGCUUCGGGGCAGGGACAGCGUGCUGUUCGAGAGCUUCUGCGGUAUGGUGAAGCGGACUUUGAGCGGAAAGACGUAG